CAUUGUUAAAAGAACGAGGAAGUGAAAAAAUGAGAUGUACCUUCCAGUCCUGGACUGAUUCUUUAAGCUAAGGAUGGCUUUUAGGAAAGAAAAGAGUGCUGCUUACCUGGACAAGGAAGGAGACAAUUCACAGAAAAAGAAAAAUGCAGCAGACGACAUGUAUGCAGUGGUGGUCAAAAGGAAAGGCAGGAUGAAGGUUGAGGAAGAAGAGAGCAGACGACGCUCAAGGUCGCUCCCCUCAGCUGCUAAAUAUGGCUUACCAAAACCAGAAGUCCCCAAGAAACCAAAUUUCCUGAAAAAUUUGAUGUCUGGAAAAGGCAAGGACGAUGCAAAGAAUAAAGAACCUGAUAAGAAAGUGCAACAUAAUGAAAAAGACAAAAGUCCUGGAACUGGGACCACUUAUGCCGUGCCAGCUUUUCCGUACUUGCCUCGAACUAGGACUAUAAAUAGAGGGCGCUCAGUGAAGCGCAGAGGGCGAAAACAUAGCGGUUCUAGCGAGGCUAGCCACGCAGCGGUAUCUAAUGAAAAAGAAAGUCCAGAAUCCCCUAGUGACUCAAGUGCAUAUGUUAGUCAAAACGGCCACAGUUCUGACCGCGUUUCUGCAUACAGUGACCACCCUUAUGACAAUGUCGUAAUUGAAAAUGGACACAGUGAUCAUGCUACCGAUGACAAAGUGUCUCCAGUUCAGCCUGGAUGUUAUAAUAAAUCUAAUUAUUCAGAGGAAUCUAAAAAUGUGGAAGGGAAUAAUAGAAAUACAUCUGAAGAUUCCGAGGAAGUUGAGGAACAUUUGAAAAAAGUGGAGUCAUCGGGAGAGCUGUCUACUGGCCGGUCAUUAUACGAUGAGUUUGACGACUGGUGGGAUGAUAGUAGUUUUAGUGAUGAUGAUGAGGAUGAGGGAAUAAAUGAGGAACUCAUCGUCCCCGAUGUUGAAGAGGAAGUUGAAGCCACAGUAGACACUCCAGAGAAGAAGUUAUAUAAGAUAGCUAUGGAAUUGCUUACCACAGAGAGAGCCUAUGUGCAGAGAUUAAGGCUGGUGCAUCAGGUCUUCCAUUUCCGAGUGCUCACAGAGAAUCACAAGCAUCAGAUGUUUCCAGAUGACGUUCUUGGUAAAAUGUUCUCCAAUAUCCAAAGUUUAUACCAGUUCCAUGCUGACUUCAUGCUUCCACAGUUAGAGGAAAGAAUGUCAAAAUGGGGUGAAAUCCAAAAGCUUGGUGACUUACUGAAGGGCUUGGCACCAUUUCUCAAACUUUAUUCAGAUUAUGUGAAGAACUUUGACAAUGCUAUGCAGACCAUCAAUUUCUGGAAGGAGAGAAGUCCCAAGUUUGCAGAAAUUAUUGAUGAGAUUCAGAAAACCCCAGAGUGCGGUCUCCUAACAUUACAACACCACAUGCUGGAGCCCAUACAAAGAGUACCUAGAUAUGAACUUUUACUCAAAGACUACAUCAAGAAGUUGCCAGAAGGUUCUGUAGACAGGGAAGAUUCUGAAAAGGCUCUGAAUUUAGUGGCCACUGCAGCAUCACAUUCCAAUGAAGCCAUGAAGAAAAUUGAUCAGUUUAAGAAACUACAGGAGAUUGAACAGAGUCUGGGGAAUACAGUGUCUUUGAUAAACCCAACCAGAGAGCUAAUCAAGGAAGGUCCAGUUGGUAAAAUAUCUGCCAGGAAUGGUCAAGAAAUGAGCAGAUAUCUCUUUUUGUUUAAUGACCUUCUGUUGGUGUGCUAUGAGCAGCUGCUGGCUGUUCCAGGACUGGGGCCUAACUACAGACUGAAGGCCAAGUUAGACAUUGAUGGCAUGCAGGUGGCUGAAAGUUUUAGAAAAAGUUGUCCAAGCAGAGCUUCCAAGUAUUGUCAUACCGUCACCUGAACAAGCAGAAACCUAGCUGGGCAAGGGCACGCAGAUGUAUUUUGUCUUCAUCCAAAUGAGAUCACAGUAAAGAACCACGUUGUGAUUGAGAUUAUGGUUCCUUAACUUCCACCAGUUUCUGUCUUCUUUGGAACAAGUAAUUAAUAUUUAUAUGCAGUUAUAUAAAGACUUUCUGUGUGUGUGUGUUGUUGAUUGUGGUUCUUGCCUUCCUUAGAACAAGUACUUAAUUUUAAUAUUUAUAUAUAGAUAUAUAAGAACUUCCUGUGUGUGUGUUGUUAUAUGUGGUUCUUGUCUUCCUUGAAACAGGUACUUGAUAUUAAUAUUUAUAUAUAUAUAGAUAUGUAAAUACUUACUGUGUGUGUGUUAAUGGGGGUCACAAUUAUCCAUUUUAAUGGAACAACAAAAGCUCAGAUGUGA
This is a messenger RNA of Lingula anatina, 2278 nucleotides long. RefSeq names its product FYVE, RhoGEF and PH domain-containing protein 2. Gene Ontology annotation, biological process: cytoskeleton organization; filopodium assembly. The record is from RefSeq and is a predicted model, not a curated record. Gene Ontology annotation, molecular function: guanyl-nucleotide exchange factor activity; metal ion binding. Gene Ontology annotation, cellular component: cytoplasm. Lineage: Eukaryota; Metazoa; Brachiopoda; Lingulata; Lingulida; Lingulidae.